AUGUCACCACAAACAGAAACUAAAGCAAAGGUUGGGUUCCAAGCUGGUGUUAAAGAUUAUAAAUUGACUUAUUAUACUCCUGAAUAUCAAACCAAAGAUACUGAUAUCUUGGCAGCAUUCCGAGUAACUCCUCAACCAGGAGUUCCGGCUGAAGAAGCAGGUGCAGCGGUAGCUGCAGAAUCUUCCACUGGUACAUGGACAACUGUGUGGACCGAUGGACUUACCAGCCUUGAUCGUUAUAAAGGACGCUGCUACGAGAUAGAGCCUGUUCCUGGAGAAGAUAAUCAAUUUAUUGCUUAUGUAGCUUAUCCCUUAGACCUUUUUGAAGAAGGUUCUGUUACUAACAUGUUUACCUCCAUUGUAGGUAAUGUAUUUGGGUUCAAGGCUUUACGCGCUCUACGUCUGGAAGAUUUGCGAAUCCCUAAUGCUUAUGUUAAAACUUUCCAAGGUCCUCCUCACGGAAUCCAAGUUGAGAGAGAUAAAUUGAACAAGUAUGGACGUCCCCUAUUGGGAUGUACUAUUAAACCAAAAUUGGGUUUAUCCGCUAAGAAUUAUGGUAGAGCAGUUUAUGAAUGUCUCCGCGGGGGACUUGAUUUUACCAAAGAUGAUGAAAAUGUGAACUCCCAACCAUUUAUGCGUUGGAGAGACCGUUUCUUAUUUUGUGCCGAAGCAAUUUAUAAAUCACAGGCCGAAACAGGUGAAAUCAAAGGACAUUAUUUGAAUGCUACUGCGGGUACAUGUGAAGAAAUGCUAAAAAGAGCUGUAUUUGCUAGAGAAUUGGGCGUUCCUAUCGUAAUGCAUGACUACUUAACAGGUGGAUUCACUGCAAAUACUACCCUGUCUCACUAUUGCCGCGAUAAUGGUCUACUUCUUCAUAUCCACCGUGCUAUGCAUGCAGUUAUCGAUAGACAAAAAAAUCAUGGUAUGCACUUUCGUGUAUUAGCUAAAGCCUUACGUAUGUCUGGUGGAGAUCAUAUUCACGCUGGUACUGUAGUAGGUGUUAUCCCUGUUGCUUCAGGGGGUAUUCACGUUUGGCAUAUGCCUGCUCUGACCGAGAUAUUUGGAGAUGAUUCUGUACUCCAAUUCGGUGGAGGAACUUUAGGACACCCUUGGGGAAAUGCACCUGGUGCCGUAGCGAAUCGAGUAGCUCUGGAAGCAUGUGUACAAGCUCGGAAUGAGGGACGUGAUCUUGCUCGCGAGGGUAAUGCAAUUAUCCGUGAAGCUUGCAAAUGGAGUCCUGAAUUAGCUGCUGCUUGUGAAGUCUGGAAGGAAAUCAAAUUUGAAUUCCCAGCAAUGGAUACUUUGUAA
This is a messenger RNA of Vicia faba (fava bean), 1308 nucleotides long. The record is from the annotation of a GenBank genome assembly. Lineage: Eukaryota; Viridiplantae; Streptophyta; Magnoliopsida; Fabales; Fabaceae.